Zalophus californianus (California sea lion) is the source of this 2864-nucleotide messenger RNA. It is a transcript of the gene TSPAN2, whose product is annotated as tetraspanin 2. Gene Ontology annotation, cellular component: membrane. The record is from RefSeq and is a predicted model, not a curated record. The coding region runs from base 2200 to 2742 and encodes 180 amino acids. The transcript has 8 exons. Lineage: Eukaryota; Metazoa; Chordata; Mammalia; Carnivora; Otariidae.
GGAGAAGGGAGCUAUGCCAGUGACAACUGAACUUUUAUCAACACAGCUUCAGAUUUUCCAGAAGCCUCCCAGCAGACUUCCCCACAAAUCCCAUUAAUCAGAACUGUCGCCCUAGUUGCAAAGGAAACCAGGAGGCAAGUACUUAAUUUCCCUAUCCUCUAAAUUUGAUGCAGUAUUGGUUGAUGGCGUAAGCCCGCCUACAGUAUCUGUAAUAUUCUCCCCCAAACCUGCUCCACCUCCUAUACUCCCCAUCUUACCCAGGUAAGGAGCCCCAGGAGUCAUCCUUAGCUCUCUUUCUCUUCUGCUCCUCAUAUCUACUGUCUUGUUGUUUUCUCAGUCUUUGAAUCUCUCUCACAUCGGAGCCUCCGUCCCACACCUGCUGCCACUGUCUUGGUUCAGGUUCUCAUUUCUUCCCUGAACUGCUCUAACUAAGUCUCUUAGUCUUAAGUCUUAACUUCAAACCAUCCUCCAUGUGGCCCCAGGUUGACCAUUCUAAAAAUAGAUAUCUAACCAUCAUAUCCCCUGCCUGGAUCUUGUCUGUGGCUUUGCAUAACACCUAGUUUAAAGGCUGACUUCCUUAGUAUGUCAUGUAAUGUAGUCCCCCAGUUUCCUUAAUAAUAUACUCUUGAAAAUGCUUUGUUAGAGUGCUCCAGUCCUGUCAAGGAUCAGCUCCCCUAAGACACAACUUCCUAGAGGGAGGAGCUGGGGAAGUCCAUACUCAAAAUCCAAACCUGUUGUGCUAGGCAGGCAGCCAUCUGUCUUUAAUACAUUUGUGCUAAAACUGUAAUAUGAAAGAACAAUAGAUUUACAUGUUAUGAUAGGGAUUCUGUUUCCAGAGACUAUAGAAUAUAUCAUCUCUAAAUGCAUUUUGUCUUGGAGACAUAAAAUUCAACAAUAUAUUUAAAGUAUAAUAUCAUUGUUGUUCAUUCGGUUCAGAAAUUUAUUGACUGCCCACUAUGUAUCCGACACUAUGCUUUAGUUUUUUUCCUUUAUAAUAGAACAGAGAUGACAGAUCUAGAACAGUGUUCGACUGAAGCUAUCUGCCUCUUUCUGCAUACUUAAUGACUUCCAUCUUUUUCUCUAUUGCACUAUUUAAGACUUAUUCUUAUCACCAGAAUCAGCACUUUCAUUUUUCUGUCUUCUACUCAUUUUCAUAAAUAAAAUUCAUUAGAUAUUCAAACAAAUGUCUAAAAGCACAGAUGGAGGCAAAGAUGGCAAAGUGGUAGAAACUGGUUGAUUGAUAGAGUGCAAUGUGAUAAUAGCUAAGCUUUAUAGAGUACUUAUUCUGUGCCAGGCACGGUUCUAGGCACGCUACAAAUAGUAACUCCGUAAUCUUCACAACUCUGUGAAGUAGGUACUAUGAUCUCCAUGUUGCAGAUGAGGAAACUGAGGCCCAAGGGUAGUUUUGCACCUCUGUCAGCUGAAAGCUAUGCCCAACACCCCCCAGCCUCACCUCCUGUCUGCUUCACUUGAGCUAACUACAUUUCUCCUAGUUCCAGGGGGUGGUCUUUGCUCUCUCCGGCCCUGUGCUUUUGCACAUGCUGUCCCUUCUGUCUGGACUGCCUGUGGUCUGUGCUCAUUCUCCGAGACCAGGUGAGGCCCACUCUCCUCAGAAAAGUCUUCUCUGUCUAAUGAGGUGAAGUCAGGCUGCACCUUGCCCAGCCUCCUCACCCUGCUAUAUUUAUGUGCUUACAGCUCAGAGAUGAUGCUACCAGACCUGGCUCUCUCCUCAUUCUUGAAUCCCUGGGGCUUGCUACUAUGCCUGGCUUAUAAUAAGCACUUAAAGGUUUGCUGAAUCGAUGCAUAAGAUCCCUGGAUUUUACACUUUCUCGUCGCCCCCACGCCGUCUGGCACCACAUAUUGCAGACACUUAGUCAAUGGGAGCCGGAGCCUGGUUUCCCAGCCAGCAGCCUAACUUAAUAAAACAGAGCAAAACAAAACCCGCCCCCUUUUCUCCCAUCUCCACAUCACAGUAGUCCCCGAGGAUUUGAAUUCCUUUCCAAGCCCUCCCAUCAGUCGAAUCCAGCGGGACCCGAGGGGUCUGACUGACUCCCCUCCGCUGGCUGGGCGGAGCAGGGUGGGGAGCUGCCGUCAGGGCGCAGGGCAGCCGCAUCCCGCGCCUUCUGCCACUUCUAGCCUAUUAAGUUGGCAGGGUCGGCUGUCAUUGGUUUUGGACUAUGGUUUCGGUUUGGAGGCACCAUGAAGGAUUUCUCAUCGGAAGACAAGUCCCCAGAGUAUUUCUACAUGGGGCUGUAUGUGCUGGUUGGAGCAGGGGCCCUGAUGAUGGCCGUGGGCUUCUUCGGGUGCUGCGGAGCCAUGCGGGAGUCGCAGUGUGUGCUCGGAUCUUUCUUCACCUGCCUACUGGUGAUAUUUGCUGCUGAAGUAACCACUGGAGUAUUUGCUUUUAUAGGCAAGGAUGUAGCCAUACGGCAUGUUCAGACCAUGUAUGAAGAGGCCUAUAAUGAUUACCUGAGAGACAGGGAAAGGGGGAACGGGACUCUCAUUACCUUCCACUCAACAUUUCAGUGCUGUGGCAAAGAAAGCUCUGAACAGGUCCAACCCACAUGCCCAAAGGAGCUUCUGGGGCCCAAGAAUUGCAUUGAUGAAAUUGAGGCCAUAAUCAGUGUUAAGCUCCAGCUCAUCGGAAUUGUUGGUAUUGGGAUUGCAGGUCUCACGAUCUUUGGCAUGAUAUUCAGCAUGGUUCUUUGCUGUGCAAUACGAACCUCACGAGAUAUGAUAUGAAGCUACUUCUACAUGAAAAUUGCAAUCUAGAGCCUUCAUACGGCUGUCACCAGAACUGUCUCCUGGCUCAUUUUUAAUAUUCAAAGGACAUUAGGAUCUAAAAUAAUAUGCUGUUAAUUGUA